AUGGAGAAGGAGACGACGGAUGAAGCGCGGGAGGGCGCAAAAUGGCAGUACUAUUAUGGCCAGUUGAAGACGCUGCUCAAGACGGACCCAGUGUUCAAGAUGUUAAGGCCCAAGGUGAUUGGUCCUCUGGAUAAGCCGAUCUCGGUCCCACUUCACGGGACCAACAAAGUCGACGAGAUCAAUGUGAUUUUGCAGAUGUUGGACGACAUGGGUAUCUGCCCUGACGCUUUUGAUGGAGAUGAACUGCUGAGUUGCAGCUUGGAACAGUUGAAGGACGCGGCGAACGAGUUUGUAGAGAUCAUGAUAAUGCUGGUGGGCAAAGCGAAUACUCCUGAAGACAAGAUCGGGACGCCCUCGGGCUCGCUCUGA
This is a messenger RNA of Peronospora matthiolae, 369 nucleotides long. The record is from the annotation of a GenBank genome assembly. NCBI's taxonomy places the organism in Eukaryota, Oomycota, Peronosporomycetes, Peronosporales, Peronosporaceae.